UUCUUCAAUGACUACACGCGAACGUAUAGCCUCCCAGACGUCUCCUGCAGAGCUCCCACCUAAUGUGGUCACGCUGCCUCAGACAGCGCAGCUAGAAGCGCUCUAUACAAUUAUUCGUGACAAGGACACGAAAAGGGGCGACUUCAUAUUCUAUACCGAUCGUAUAAUACGCCUACUGGUUGAAGAGGGUUUGAAUCAUCUUCCCGUUGUCCCCAAGACGGUGAUCACGCCCACCGGGGAGAAAUAUGAUGGGGUAGGUUUCAAAGGCCGCAUCUGCGGAGUGUCCAUUUUGAGGGCCGGCGAAGCGAUGGAGGCUGGCCUACGCGAAGUCUGUCGGAGCGUUCGGAUUGGGAAGAUUCUCAUACAGAGGGACGAAGAGACCGCCGAAGCAAAGCUUUUUUAUUCAAAGCUUCCCGAUGACAUAGCCAAUCGUUACGUUCUUCUCUUGGAUCCGAUGCUGGCAACUGGAGGAUCGGCAAUCAAGGCCGUCGAGGUAUUACAGCAAGCAGGUGUACCUGAGGAGCGGAUCAUAUUUAUCAACCUGGUCGCAUCACCCGAGGGAAUCAAUGCUUUCUGCAUGAAGCAUCCCACCACUCGUGUAAUAACCGGAUGGAUUGAUCGUGGCCUGAAUGAAAAAGCGUAUAUUGUGCCUGGACUGGGUGAUUUCGGAGAACGCAGGUACACGUGUUGACGUAUGACCGUGUUUCAGACGUGGUUGCCAGCAUUUUUUUUUUGCCCCGCAAUUCCGUAGUAUAUGUAGCAAGUGGAUGUGUUGCCGUUUUCACUCUAUGAUGACAAAUAUAUUAAUU
Dacryopinax primogenitus is the source of this 809-nucleotide messenger RNA. RefSeq names its product PRTase-like protein. The record is from RefSeq and is a predicted model, not a curated record. The transcript is spliced from 11 exons. Lineage: Eukaryota; Fungi; Basidiomycota; Dacrymycetes; Dacrymycetales; Dacrymycetaceae. The coding region runs from base 8 to 691 and encodes 227 amino acids.